UAAUGGAAUGGUCACUACAGGGGAGUGGAGAUCCUAAAUAUAAAUGAAAAUUCUGAUGUGCUAAUCCUUAACAGUGAAAACUUCAGUUGCUGUCCUAAAGGAUAUUACAAAAGGUAAAAAAUCUUUGAAAAUCUAUCUGCAUUUCACAUGGAUAAUUACACCAGUGAUGACGACAUAGAUGAUGACUUUGACACCCAGUUCAUCAUUCAACAGAGUUUACAGGAUAAUCACAAGCCAGGAACUACACAGCAGUCACCUGAGGAUGAGAGCUUUUUAAGCACUGACUAUAAGAAGAUAAUUGAAGCAAUAGAGACAGGUAAGGAAGAUGUAUUGUCACACUUGACCAAGUAUCAUUCUGCUUUUGAUGAGGCAGAUGAGAUAGGUUGGCUUCCUCUGCAUAAGGCUGCAGUGCAAUUAAAUAAGAACAUUUUGGAAAUAACCCUGAAAGCCUCAAAACCCAGUGUGUGGGAGCAAACCACCCACAAUGGUGAAACACCACUUUUUUUGGCUGUCAGCAAUUGCCUCUUAGAAAAUGUCAGUUUUCUUCUUCUCAAUGGCUGCAAUCCAAAUGCCAAGAAUUUCGAAGGCAAUUCUCCUCUUCUUACAGCUGUUCUACAGGACUCCUACCAAAUGGCCUCUUUGCUGAUCAGCCAUGGCGCAGAUGUCAAUCUGAGGUGUACCAACGAGAGGACAGCUCUCCAUGAAGCAGCCAAACUGGGCAGGCGGGACAUAGUAAGGCUCCUGCUGCUUUCUGGGGCACACCCUGACCCUCAGAGCUCCUACGGAUUCACUCCUCUUGCUCUUGCUGCUCAGAAUGGACACACUGAAAUCAUGGAACUAUUACUGCAGAAAGGAGCUAAUGCUCUUGGUCAGGCCUCUGAUUCUUCUUCCAUCCUACUUGAAGCUGCUAGUGGAGGAAAUCCAGACUCUGUGGCUCUCUUGCUAGAAUAUGGAGCCGAUGCCAACAUCCCUAAGAAUUCAGGCCACCUGCCCAUUCACGUGGCAGCUGACAGAGGCCACUUGUUAGCUCUAAAGAUUUUGGUUCCAGUUACGGAUUUUGCUGCCAUUAAGCGGAGCGGCAUCAGUCCAGUUCACUGUGCAGCAGCAGGAGCACACCCCAAAUGCCUGGAACUUCUCAUCCAGGCUGGAUUUGAUGUAAAUUUCAUGCUAGAUCAGCGAAUUCGCAAACACUAUGAUGACCACAGGAAGUCAGCUUUGUAUUUUGCUGUAUCAAAUGGUGACCUCUCUUCAGUUAAGCUACUUCUGAGUGCUGGAGCUCUACCUAAUCAAGACCCAGUUAACUGCCUCCAGAUAGCCCUAAGGAUGGGCAACUAUGAGCUGAUAAGUCUGCUGCUGCGGCACGGGGCCAACGUCAAUUACUUCUGCAGAGUCAACCCUUUACAUUUCCCGUCAGCUCUGCAAUAUACUCUGAAAGAUGAAGUCAUGCUCAGGAUGCUGUUGAAUUAUGGCUAUGACACAGAACGAUGCUUUGAUUGUCCUCAUGGAGACAAAGUUCAUCCUUUCUAUAGUUUUGAAGGCUGGACAUCUACUGUUAUCAAAGAUACAAUGUUCUGUGAAGUAAUAACUUUGUCGUGGCUACAACAUCUCUCUGGAAAGGUUGUUCGAGUGAUGCUUGAUUACGUUGAUCAAGUUAGGAUCUGUUCAAAGUUGAAAGCUGUGCUCCAAAAACAGGGGCUAUGGUCAGAAAUUCACUUUAUCUUGACAAACCCUCGCUCCCUGAAACAUUUGUGCCGCCUAAAGAUCCGGAAAUGUAUGGGACGUUUACACCUGCGCUGUCCAGUCUUCAUGUCAUUUCUUCCAUUACCCAAUCGUCUAAAAGCAUACAUCCUUUACAAAGAAUAUGACCUUUAUGAACAAGGAAUUUUCACAGGAACCUGGUAACCAAACUAUUCUGGAUGAAAAGGACAACAAACUGCCCCUCACUACUGGCUUGGUUCGGUCUACUGGAAGCAGCUAUCAACCGACUUUGUUCUUCUAAGUCCUAGUGGAAAAGACAAAAAAGAAACUUAAAGUUAACUGUUUGCAAUCAUAUGCAGUUAAAAUACAUCCUUGAGGAGU
Phacochoerus africanus (Common warthog) is the source of this 2079-nucleotide messenger RNA. RefSeq names its product ankyrin repeat and SOCS box containing 14 (gene ASB14). NCBI's taxonomy places the organism in Eukaryota, Metazoa, Chordata, Mammalia, Artiodactyla, Suidae. The transcript is spliced from 11 exons. Gene Ontology annotation, molecular function: protein binding. Gene Ontology annotation, biological process: intracellular signal transduction. The coding region runs from base 148 to 1902 and encodes 584 amino acids. Gene Ontology annotation, cellular component: cytoplasm. The record is from RefSeq and is a predicted model, not a curated record.